Messenger RNA from Chrysochloris asiatica (Cape golden mole), 2112 nucleotides. RefSeq names its product mannan-binding lectin serine peptidase 2 (gene MASP2). Gene Ontology annotation, cellular component: extracellular region. NCBI's taxonomy places the organism in Eukaryota, Metazoa, Chordata, Mammalia, Afrosoricida, Chrysochloridae. The record is from RefSeq and is a predicted model, not a curated record. Gene Ontology annotation, molecular function: serine-type endopeptidase activity; calcium ion binding. The transcript is spliced from 11 exons. The coding region runs from base 1 to 2112 and encodes 703 amino acids. Gene Ontology annotation, biological process: complement activation, lectin pathway; proteolysis.
AUGGGUUGUGUAGAUCAGCCGUUGGGCCAGCUGGGCCGACACGCCAUGAGGCUACUUGUCUUCCUGGGCCUGCUGUGUGGCAUGGUGACAGCUCCCCUAGCCCCACGGUGGCCUGAGCCUGUGUUUGGGCGCCUGGCAUCUCCUGGCUUCCCAGGUGAGUAUGCCAACGACCAGGAGAAACGCUGGACCCUGACUGCACCUCCUGGUUACCGCCUGCGCCUCUACUUCACCCACUUCGACUUGGAGCUCUCCUAUGGCUGCGAGUACGACUAUGUUAAGCUGAGCUCGGGGCCCAAGGUGCUGACCACGCUGUGCGGCUGGGAGACCACAGACACAGAGCAGGCACCGGGCAACACUACUUUCUACUCACUGCCGGGUGCCAGACUAGAGGUCACCUUCCACUCUGACUACUCCAAUGAGAAGUUGUUCACGGGCUUUGAGGCCUUCUACGCAGCAGAGGACGUUGAUGAGUGCCAGGUGGCCCCAGGAGAGGUGCCCCCUUGUGACCACUAUUGCCACAACUAUCUGGGUGGUUUCUACUGCUCCUGCCGGCCUGGCUAUGUGCUGCAUCAGAACAAGCACACCUGCUCAGCUCGAUGCUCAGACCAGGUCUUCACCAAGCGCUCCGCGGAGCUCAGCAGCCCGGAACACCCACAGCCAUACCCCAAACUCUCCAGCUGCACCUACAGCAUCCGCCUGGAGGAGGGAUUCAGCAUUAUCCUGGACUUUGUGCAGUCCUUCGACGUGGAGACACACCCCGAAAUCCAGUGCCCCUACGACUCCCUCAAGAUUCAAACUGACAAAGAGGAAUAUGGCCCAUUUUGUGGUACAACAUUGCCUCCCAGGAUUGAAACCAAGAGCAACAAUGUGACCAUCACCUUUGUCACGGAUGAGUCAGGGGACCACACAGGCUGGAAGAUACGCUACACGAGCACAGCUCAGCCGUGUCCUAAUCCGAUAGCACCACCUAAUGGCCAUAUUUCACCUGUGCAAGAUAGAUACAUCCUGAAAGACCGCUUCUCUGUCAUCUGUGAGACGGGCUUUGAGCUUCUGAAAGGCUACUUGCCCCUGAAGUCAUUCUCUGCAGUCUGUCAGAAAGAUGGAUCUUGGGACCAGCCGAUGCCAGAAUGCAGCAUUGUUGACUGUGGCCCUCCUGAUGACCUACCCAAUGGCCAAGUUGAAUAUAUCACAGGUCCUGAAGAGACCACUUACCAAGCUGUGAUUCAGUACAGCUGUAAAGAAAACUUCUACUCAAUGAAGACGGAUAAUGAUGGUAAAUAUGUGUGUAAGGCUGAUGGAUUCUGGACGAACGCCAAAGAAGAAAAUUCACUCCCAGUCUGUGAGCCUGUUUGUGGUUUAUCAACCCGUACUACAGGAAGUCGUAUAUAUGGAGGACAAAAUGCAAAGCUUGGAGAUUUUCCUUGGCAAGUCCUGCUGUUAGGUGAAACUACUGCAGCAGGUGCACUUUUAUAUGAUGAAUGGAUCCUAACAGCUGCUCACGCUGUCUACAGGCAAAAAGACGAUGCAUCCUCCCUGGACAUCAGAAUGGGUGCCCUGAAGAGACUCUCAUCUCAUUAUACAGAAGCCUGGGCAGAAGCCAUUUUCAUACAUGAUGGUUACAUUCACGAUGUUGACUUCAACAAUGACAUAGCACUAAUUAAACUGAAGAGCAAAGUUGUCAUCAACAGCAACAUCAUGCCUAUUUGUUUGCCAAGAACAGAGGCGGAAGCCUUCAUGAGGACAAAUGACAUUGGAACCAUAGCUGGAUGGGGAUUAACUCAAAGGGGUUUUCUUGCCAGAAGUCUAAUGUUUGUUGACAUACCAAUUGUUGACCACCAAAGAUGUACUGCUGCCUAUGAAAAGAAACCUUAUCCAGGGGCUCGAGUAACUGACAACAUGCUAUGUGCUGGCUUAGACAGUGGAGGUAAGGACAGUUGUAAAGGCGACAGUGGAGGAGCUUUGGUAUUUCUAGAUAAUGCCACACAAAGGUGGUUUGUGGGAGGAAUAGUGUCUUGGGGUUCUAUUAAUUGUGGGGAAGCAGAGCAAUACGGAGUCUACACAAAGGUUAUUAAUUACAUUGACUGGAUCAAUAGUAUAAUUAGUACAUUUUAA